Molecule: messenger RNA, 309 nt
Organism: Paracoccidioides brasiliensis Pb18
Exons: 1
Coding region: 1-309 (102 amino acids)
Source: RefSeq, a predicted model, not a curated record
AUGCUCAAUCAGCAAGCUGAGCUGAUUACAGCCUCUAUCAUGGUGAGGCCAGUCUGCCUAUGUCGUGUUGAAUAUGCUGAUCCAACUCCUUCAGAAGAUGAGGUGAAGAUGCCUGCAGUGAUCUCUAACCUGCUGCCAGCAACCAACUCUGAGGAAUUGCAACUGGGGAGAUUGAAUCUCAAAUGUCAAAAAAUUGAUUUAGAACUUCAAAAAGAGAGGUGCAAAGAAUUGCAGCUUCAACUUCAAUUGAAGAGGCUCUACACUCAGAAUGACAGAGCUGUGAUGCCCACAAAUCCACUAGUGGGUUGA